This is a messenger RNA of Penicillium hordei, 717 nucleotides long. RefSeq names its product alpha/beta hydrolase. The record is from RefSeq and is a predicted model, not a curated record. NCBI's taxonomy places the organism in Eukaryota, Fungi, Ascomycota, Eurotiomycetes, Eurotiales, Aspergillaceae. Gene Ontology annotation, cellular component: nucleus; cytoplasm. The transcript has 2 exons. Bases 1 to 717 code for a protein of 238 amino acids.
AUGAAAAUCUUGAUGAUCCACGGAUCCCGCCAAUCCGGCCAACUCUUCCGAGCAAAACUCCAAGCCUUAGAAAAAUUAAUACACCGAGCCCUCGGCCCUCUCCAGCCUGGAGUUGAACUCGUGUACCCGACAGCUCCAUUCGCACUAGAGUCCUCCACGGGUGCCACAUCCGACCUGCGCAAUCGGCAUGGUUCAUGGAGCUGGUUCGAAUCUGAAUCCAUCGAAGGACUUUACCCGGGACUAGAAGGCGCCCUGGAGUCUAUUGCGUCUCUUCUCAAGGAUUCCGGGCCGUUCGAUGGGAUUGUUGGUUUUAGUCAGGGGGCCGCGGCGGCUGUUAUGGUCGCCUCGCUGUUAGAAGGAAAUCGAAAAGAUGCAUUUGCCAGAUUGGAAGCGGAGGCUGGGAUUCCAUAUCCCGCUUGCUUCGCCUCGCUUGAACACCCGCCGCUCAAGUUCGUCGUUAGUAUUUCGGGUUAUGUUGCUUCUCAUCCGGAUUAUCGGGCUUUUUACGAUCCCGUCAUUCGGACGCCUGUGCUACAUUUUUUGGGGAGUAUGGAUACCGUUGUGGAUGAGAAUGCGUCGAUGAGGUUGGUGCAAAAUUGUCAGGUGGGGGAUGAAAAGAAACAGAUUGUUAUAUGGCACUCGGGUGGACAUGUGGUUCCAAGUGGGAAACGUGAACUUGCUGCCGUUGCGCAUUUUAUAAAGUCUAACGUGAGCUGA